ACGGAUACGGGAUCCGACACUCUUUCUGUGUCUGACAUUCUUCAACAUCUUCGGUUUAUUGUUACCAAUACAUAUCUAUAUACAGCGGAUGGCCUUGUUCAUAAUCAAGACGUGGGUAUUCCCAUGGGUACAAACGCUGGUCCUGAGAUUGCUAACCUCACACUCUAUUGGGAUGAGGCGCAGUACGUGGGCAACCUGCAGCGUGUGGAUCCCUCUGCAGCUCUUGCCGAUAUGUUUUCACUUAUCGGCGAGCAGCUGGAGUUCCUUUUGGAUGCAGUGGGAAAUAGUGGGAGGGAAAAGCGGCACUUGGUGAAGCAAAUGAAGUUUCUGAAGAAACUGCAAGCAACCCAAGAAGCAUUGGCGGCAAAGAAACAGAUUGGAAAGAGAGAUGGUGGAGGCAUGGAGGAGGGAAGAAGGUGGAAGGGAUAUGGCGGAGAGAUGGUGGAGGGGAUACGGCGGGAGGAGAGAUGGAGGUGGCGGCAUGGAGGAGAGACGAAGGAGAAAGUGGAGCCAUGGAGGCAUAGAGGAGAGAUCAAGGUGGAGGCAUGGCGGCAGGGAAGAGAGAUGAUGGUGGAGGCAUGGAGGCAUGGAGGAGAGAUNGUGGAGCCAUGGAGGCAUAGAGGAGAGAUCAAGGUGGAGGCAUGGCGGCAGGGAAGAGAGAUGAUGGUGGAGGCAUGGAGGCAUGGAGGAGAGAUGAAGGUGUAGGCACGGGGGAGAGAUGAAGGUGGAGGGGAUAUGGCGAGGAGAUGGGGACAUGGCGGAUGCCAAGUCCAUGAUCGGGAACCAAAAAAAUCAAAAAAAGGUUCACGA
Messenger RNA from Chara braunii, 810 nucleotides. The record is from the annotation of a GenBank genome assembly. Lineage: Eukaryota; Viridiplantae; Streptophyta; Charophyceae; Charales; Characeae.